GUCAAUGGUUAAUCGAGAUAAAUUGAGGCAAGAAAGGAAAUUGUAAUUAGGCCAAUAAACAUCAAACUUAAUGGGGAUAGAUAUCGGGGGAAUACAGGCGGCGGAGGGCCUAACCGGUGGUGGACACGAGGCUUAUCAAGUCCUCAAGCCCCCCCCCCCUCAGCAAGGGAUACCCAUGGCAUUAUUGGCAGGGCUCCAAUCAAUAGUGGUACUUGCGGAUGGAGGCAGCCAGGUACUUUUCUUUCGUUCUGUUCCACGGGGUUCCGAGUAACACGCUCACGAUAUCAGCCGGGCAGGCAUGGCCCAUGGGACCUUCUUCAGCGCGCAAAA
Aspergillus heteromorphus CBS 117.55 is the source of this 330-nucleotide messenger RNA. RefSeq lists its product as uncharacterized. NCBI's taxonomy places the organism in Eukaryota, Fungi, Ascomycota, Eurotiomycetes, Eurotiales, Aspergillaceae. The record is from RefSeq and is a predicted model, not a curated record. The coding region runs from base 71 to 271 and encodes 66 amino acids. The transcript has a single exon.